Messenger RNA from Anthostomella pinea, 1188 nucleotides. The record is from the annotation of a GenBank genome assembly. Lineage: Eukaryota; Fungi; Ascomycota; Sordariomycetes; Xylariales; Xylariaceae.
AUGCCGAACCGAUAUCCCGCAAAAGGAGAAGUAGACCCAGCGCCCCUGGGCGAGCCUCUCCAUCUCGCUUUCUCUGGCCGCACAGCCAAGAACCGUCUGAUCAAGGCAUCAACAUCAGAACACAUGAGCAGCUGGUCUCCGGACGAGCCCUCGAAGCGCGGUACUCCCACCAAGGAGCUGAUUAACCUCUACCGGCACUAUGGCGCCGCGGGAUGGGGUAUCAUCCUGACAGGCGAUGUACUGAUCCAUCCAGAGCACCUCGAGGCCGCGGGCAAUACCAUCAUAACCCCCGGUGCGCCUUUCGAAGGCCCAAGAUUCGACACCUUUGCGAAGCUCGCAACCGAAGCCAAGGCCGGAGGGUCCUUGGUAAUCGCCCAAGUCCUUCAUCCAGGACGCCUCGCGGUGCCUGAACUGCAGGCCGACCCCGUAUCCGCCUCUGACAUCCAGCUCGUGAAGAGCGUCGGGGAGGUGAAGUACAACAAGCCGCACGCAGCCUCGGAGCAGGAGAUCCGGGAAUUGCAGGCGGCGUUUGUCCACAGCGCUGUGUAUCUUGAGCGCGCAGGCUUCGAUGGCAUCGAGAUCAACGCCGCCCACGGCCAUUUGCUCGCCCAGUUCCUCUCAGCGUCGACCAACAGGCGCACCGACCUCUACGGCGGCUCGCCUGCGAACCGCGCGCGCUUCCUGUACGAGGUCAUCGACGGCGUUUGCGCCGCGCGCUCCUCGCCCGCCUUCGUCGUCGCCGUCAAGCUCAACAGCGUCGAAUUCCAGGACCGCGGCAUGACCACGGACGAGGCGGCGCAGCUGGCCCACAUGCUCGAGCAGCAGGGCGUCGACCUCGUCGAGCUGACCGGCGGCACUUAUGAAGACCCCGCGUGGCACCACCGCAGGGACACCACGCGCGUCCGCGAGGCCUUCUUCCUCGAGUUCGCGGCGGGCAUCGCGCCGCGGCUGCGGAAGACGCGCAGCGUGGUCACUGGGGGUCUGCGCUCCGUCGCGGCCAUGGUGGGCGCGCUGGACACGGUCGACGCGGUUGCGCUCGCGCGCCCGGCCUGUGCGGAGCCCCGGUUGCCGCUGGAUAUCCUGGCUGGGCGGGUUAAGGCGUGUUGUCAGGCCGGCGGUGGUGGACGAUCAGGACUAUGCGAUGACGAUGCUCAUGGCCGGCGCGCAGCUGACGCAGAUCGCGCAUGA